Messenger RNA from Kockovaella imperatae, 1188 nucleotides. RefSeq names its product putative xylitol dehydrogenase. The record is from RefSeq and is a predicted model, not a curated record. The coding region runs from base 1 to 1188 and encodes 395 amino acids. Gene Ontology annotation, biological process: D-sorbitol catabolic process. NCBI's taxonomy places the organism in Eukaryota, Fungi, Basidiomycota, Tremellomycetes, Tremellales, Cuniculitremaceae. The transcript is spliced from 5 exons. Gene Ontology annotation, molecular function: L-iditol 2-dehydrogenase (NAD+) activity.
AUGUCCACGCAAGCCAAUGGCCAGUCUGGCUCCGCUGCUAACGGCAAGUCUUCACAGAAAGCUGUCGUGUGUCAUGGAAAACAUGAUCUGCGUGUAGACGAUGUCCCGAUCCCAACCCCUGGACCAGGUGAAGUCCAAAUUCAAGUCGCGCAAACUGGUCUCUGCGGAUCCGAUCUCCACUACUUCCUUGAAGGCGGGAACGGUGGUUUCGCCAUCCAGACACCCCUUACUCUAGGACACGAGGCCUGCGGUAUCGUCUCGGCACUAGGACCGGAUUUGCCGGCAGCUUGCGACCUCAAGGUCGGAGACAAGGUCGCUAUGGAAGUCGGAAUCUACUGCAAAUCAUGUCAAGCUUGCAAGAUUGGUCGAUACAAUUUGUGUUCCCAGAUGAAGUUUAGGAGCAGUGCGAAGACUGUCCCACAUCUAGAUGGGACAUUGAGAGAGUACAUGACGCACCCAGCGGAUCUGGUUUACAGACUGCCGUCCGGUCUCGACCUCUCCAUCGCUGGACUCUCUGAACCCCUCUCGGUUGUCCUCCACGCCUACCGUCGGGCCCAUCUAGAUCCAGGAUCUCGCGUACUCGUUCUCGGAGCAGGAGCGGUCGGUCUUCUCACAUGUGCUCUUGCCAAGGCUAGUGGAUGCUCAGCCGUCGUCGCAGUGGAUAUCGAGCAGGGCAAGUUAGACUUUGCUCAGGAGAUGGGUUGGACAACAGGAACUUACUGUCUGCCCCGUGGACCGAGAGUGAAAGGAGUCGAAGCGAUUGAAUCCGCUCAACAGGGAUGGAAUGGACUCAAAGAGAGUGAAGCUGUUCAGAGUGUCUUGGGGUUGGAGCAUGGCUUCGAUGCUGUGUUCGAAUGCACCGGUGUCGAGAGCUGUAUGCAGAUGGCCACAAUGGCCGCUGCGAUCGGCUCAAAGGUCCUCUUCGUCGGUAUGGGAACCGCUCAGCUUUUGCUCCCAACCGGAACAUCGAUCCUUCGUGAAGUCGAUUUGAUCGGAGUCUUCCGAUAUGCCAAUACCUACCCCGCUGCGCUGGCUCUACUUGGCUCAGGACAGCUCGGAGACGUGAGUAAGAUGAUCACCCAUCGAUACAGCUUGGAGAAUGCUGUGGAGGCAUUUGAAGAUCUGAGAAGGGGCAAAGACAAGAACGGAAAGACAGUCAUCAAGCCGAUGAUUGGCGUGGUUUUGUGA